Molecule: messenger RNA, 543 nt
Organism: Nicotiana attenuata
Lineage: Eukaryota; Viridiplantae; Streptophyta; Magnoliopsida; Solanales; Solanaceae
Exons: 2
Coding region: 1-543 (180 amino acids)
Source: RefSeq, a predicted model, not a curated record
AUGGUAGAUGAUGGUCUGAAGAUGAGGGGGGAAACUACAGCUCAGAAGAAGAAGGAAGAUGGAAUUUCAAUGAAUAAAGAGAUUGAGGAGAGCAAAUACAUGUCUGCUCUACCUUUCCCCCAGAAGCAAAGAAGAGAAAAGCUGGACAAACAAUUCGAGCGCUUUCUGGAAGUGUUCAAGCAGGUGCAUGUGAAUAAACCUUUCACAGAGGUGCUCUCACAGAUGCCAACUUAUGCAAAAAAAAUUGAAGGGGAUAUUGUCCAAGAAGCGGAAAGUGGAAGAGACAUUGGUGGUCAAGCUCAUAGAGCAUUUUUGAAAUUGGAGGGAGAGAUUGGAGAAAUCAGGUCGAUACAUGUAUCCUUGCAACUGGCGGAUCAGACUAAAAUCAUACCUAAAGAAAUAGUGGAAGAUGUGCUGGUUCGGGUGGAAAAAUUAGUGUUCCUUGUGGACUUUAUUGUGGUGAACAUGGAGGAGAAUGGGGAGGUCCUGCUGAUUUUAGGAAGACCCUUCUUGGCUAUGGGCAGAGCAAUUCUAGACAUUUAG